GAAGAUGGAGUUCGUAGAUGGUAGAGAAAGUAGAAGACGCGACGCGACGCGAAGUCACCACCACCAUCGCUCGUUACCAUCACCACCAUCGCCAUCUCUCCCAUCCCCAAUCGCUCGUCACCACCACCAUCGCUUCUCAGAUCCGUCUUCACCGGAGUCGCCACCACCACCGUCACGCUCGUCAUAACCACGACUUAUCACUUCUCUGUCUCUCACUCUAUGUCUCUUAUUCUCUCUGUGUUUUUUUUUUGUUCUUGUUACAGGAAGCUUGUUCGUAAAAAAGUGGUCAUUGAUAAGGCGAAAAAUACAAGAGGGAUGACUCUGCCAAAACUAUGUCCUAGCGUUUGCAAGGUGGUGGUCGUGACUCGUGAGCAAGAGCUGGUGUUGUGCAGAGGAGAUGUCACGAACUUGUCUCCGUCUAGACUCACACGAAUGUUGCAGUCUCUACUGGAAUGCCAAGUGCAGCCUUUGAAGCUAAAACAUUGCUCUAUACGGCAGACUUUAAGACAAUCGUGCUUAAGUAUGGGUGUUGAGAUAAGUUAUCUUGUACUGAUUGGUUCCAGUCUUAAGUAUGGGUGUAUGUCCUCAAAUCAUUGUAUUUACCAACACUUGUUUUGUGUGCUUUUCAGAUACUGCGGAAGCUUGAGGAAAGUGGAAGAGACAGAUGAACCUUGAGGAAGGUCGAAGUGAAACAAGGAGCUUGAGGAAGACGGCGGCUUAGGUUUAGGUUUAGGGUUAAUUAGAUUUUGGUUUAAUGUGUUUUAAUUAGUUUUUUUUUUAAUAUG
Molecule: messenger RNA, 785 nt
Organism: Brassica oleracea var. oleracea
Lineage: Eukaryota; Viridiplantae; Streptophyta; Magnoliopsida; Brassicales; Brassicaceae
Exons: 4
Coding region: 220-675 (151 amino acids)
Source: RefSeq, a predicted model, not a curated record